AUGCCCCGCGGAAAGAAGAAGGAACCCGAGCCCGAGCCCGAAGAGAACGAGGUCAUGGAGGACGCGGCCGUCGAGGAUGACGACGAGGAAUCAGCGGAGCUCGAAGAAAUGAAGAAGAGGCUCGCCGCCAUGGAGGAGGAGGCCCAGAAGCUCAAGGACGAGGCUAACGCCAUCGGCGACGACAUGAACACCGGCGACGGCGCCUCGGGCGCCGCCGACGCCGAUCGCGCCGAGGCUGACUCCCGCUCUGUCCACGUCGGAGGCGUCGACUACGCCACCACGCCGGAGGAGCUCGCCAAGCACUUCGAGGCGUGCGGCACCGUCAACCGCGUCACCAUCCUGACCGACAAGUACGACAACCCCAAGGGGUUCGCGUACGUCGAAUUCCUCGAGGCGGAUGCGGUGCAAAACGCGAUCAAGCUGACGGAUACCGAGAUCCACGGCCGAAAGCUCAGGGUGUCGGCCAAGCGAACCAACGUGCCCGGGAUGAAGCAAGGCGGGCGCGGGCGCGGCGGCCGCGGCGGCCGCGGGUUCAACCCCUACGGCAUGAUGAUGAUGCCGAUGAUGAUGCCUCACAUGUUUGGAGGCAGGGGAAGGGGCAGAGGUCGCGGCGGCCGCGGAGGACGCGGCGGCCGCGGUGCGCCGUAUUAA
This is a messenger RNA of Micromonas commoda, 651 nucleotides long. RefSeq lists its product with no specific name. NCBI's taxonomy places the organism in Eukaryota, Viridiplantae, Chlorophyta, Mamiellophyceae, Mamiellales, Mamiellaceae. Gene Ontology annotation, molecular function: RNA binding. The transcript is spliced from 3 exons. The record is from RefSeq and is a predicted model, not a curated record. Bases 1 to 651 code for a protein of 216 amino acids.